AUGUCUGGCUUUCGUGGCACGUCAAAUGGCCCGCAAGGCGCGCCACAAGGAGGCUCCUUUGGCUCCUUGACACCAUCACGACCAGCGCCGCCGGUUCCGUCGAGCAAGCACAACGAUCCCUUCCUGCCACCACUCUCCCAGUACAAUGCAGCUUCUGCGGGUAUGGGCGCUGGCGGUGGCUCUUACACCGGUCCACUCCGCCCUGCUGGUCCGGGUGCCACCGCCUCUUCUGGAGCCCCAGCCAACCAUCUCGCCGGCAACAAUUCCGGCUGGCAGCAGGCCGGUCCCAAUGCCACCACCAGCGGCGCUGCUGUUGUGAGGAAAGGCUGGGUCAGCGUCAAGGAAGACGGCAUUCGCUCUUGGAUCUGGAGCAAACGUUGGCUCGCGCUCCGCGAGCAGACGCUCACCUUUCACAAGAACGAGACCACCUACCAAGCCGUUGCCCUCGUUUUCCUCAAAGAUAUUUCCAAUGUCUCGCGUACCGAUCUCAAGCCGUACUGCAUCGAGGUCGAGACCAAGGAAAAGACUUUUUACUUGCAGCUCAAGAGCGACGAAGAACUCUAUGGCUGGAUGGACGACAUCUACUCUCGCUCGCCGCUCAUGGGCGUCUCUUCACCCACCAACUUUGUCCACCAGGUUCAUGUCGGCUUUGAUCCCAUCAGUGGAGCCUUCACCGGUCUGCCCGAGCAAUGGUCCAAGCUGCUCACAACGUCGGCCAUCACGCGCGAGGACUAUGAAAAGAACCCUCAGGCUGUGCUCGAUGUGCUUGAAUUCUACACCGACAUUCAGAAGCGCGAGCGUGACGACUUUGGCCUUGGCACGCCUACCAUGAAUGUCCAGGCUGGACGCAAGCCCAACGAGAUCCCGAGCGCUUCUUCGGCGCCCCGUUUCAAAGCUGGGACGGGCUUUGCCGGAAGUGCUGGAGCCGACUCGGCAUCGAAUUUGAGCAAAGAUGCGCCUCAAUAUCCCGCUGCGUCCAAACCUCCUUCGGACGCUUUCCGAAGCUCGUCCGCUGCCGCUGCAUCGUCGUCCAGCGCGUCUUCGUUGAGACCCGCGCAGCCUGCCAUGACAAGGCGACCCUCGGAUGACGGUCGACAAGGCGCAUCCAGCCCGGCUUUGUCUCAGGCGUCCUCAUCCCGGCUCGGUGGCUCCAACGAUUCCAAGUACGUUCGCGCCACACCUAGUUCCAGUGCGUCGCCUGCCAACGCAUACCAAGAUCUGGUGCCUUCGCGCAAGGCGCCCACCGCUCCCGGCUCUGUCAAGCCUCCGACCCCAUCGUCAUCACUGGCCUCUACCCGACCCGCACCGCCGCCUCCCAACUCGUCGACGCCUUCUAGCCGAACGGCCAACGACGCCGGUGUGCAGGGUCUCAACGUCAAGACCAAGGAGCUCAAACUUGGAAGCGACUCUUCCUCUGCUUCGGCAUCGACCACUGGUGCUGCCAAAGCUGCCACUGUGGCCAAGCAACCUUCGCCAGUCGCGGCAGCACCAAAUGCGGCUGCAGCUGCACCGGUCAAACCGUUGCAGAUGGCCAAAAAGGAGACAAACGCAAAGACUGCGCAACAAAAAGAAGCGGAGCGCCGUAUCAGCACCAUGUCUGAGGCGCAGAUCAUGGACAAGCUGCGCUCAGUGGUGAGCCAGGACGAUCCCAAUAUGCUGUACAGCAAGAUCAAAAAGGUGGGCCAGGGUGCCUCGGGAUCUGUAUUCGUGGCCAAGACGCUCGCCACGGGUCAACGUGUAGCGAUCAAGACGAUGGACCUUUCUCAGCAGCCACGUAAGGAACUCAUCGUCAACGAGAUUCUUGUCAUGAAAGAGUCGCAACACCCCAACAUUGUCAACUUCCUCAACUCGUUCCUGGUGCGCAACAACGAGCUGUGGGUCAUCAUGGAGUACAUGGAGGGAGGUGCACUUACCGAUGUGAUUGAUAACAACACGCUCGAGGAGGAUCAAAUUGCUGCCAUCUGCCUCGAGACGUGCAAAGGUCUGGAGCACCUGCACAGCCAGAGCAUCAUCCACCGUGAUAUCAAGUCCGACAAUGUGCUGCUCAACGCCAGCGGCCAGGUGAAGAUCACUGAUUUCGGUUUCUGCGCUAAGCUGACGGAUCAGAAGUCGAAACGUGCUACGAUGGUGGGCACUCCAUAUUGGAUGGCUCCCGAGGUGGUCAAGCAGAAAGAGUACGGAGCCAAGGUCGACAUUUGGAGUUUAGGCAUCAUGGCCAUUGAGAUGAUUGAGAACGAGCCGCCUUACUUGGAUGAAGAGCCGCUCAAGGCGCUGUACCUGAUCGCCACCAACGGCACGCCGACGCUUAAGAAGCCCGAGACGUUGUCCAAGAACCUCAAGAGCUUCUUGGCCGUUUGUUUGUGUGCUGACGUCAAGAGCCGUGCUUCCGCUGACGAGCUGCUUCACCAUCCCUUCCUGCAAUCGGCUUGUCCGCUGUCGAGCCUCGCGCCGUUGCUCCGCUUCCGCAACAAGCCCGAUCGUUGA
This is a messenger RNA of Mycosarcoma maydis (corn smut), 2484 nucleotides long. RefSeq names its product p21-activated kinase. The transcript has a single exon. The record is from RefSeq and is a predicted model, not a curated record. NCBI's taxonomy places the organism in Eukaryota, Fungi, Basidiomycota, Ustilaginomycetes, Ustilaginales. Gene Ontology annotation, cellular component: cytoplasm. Gene Ontology annotation, biological process: intracellular signal transduction; regulation of MAPK cascade; protein phosphorylation. Gene Ontology annotation, molecular function: ATP binding; protein serine/threonine kinase activity. Bases 1 to 2484 code for a protein of 827 amino acids.